AGGCGGUCCCGUCCUGAGCCGGAGGGCGGGGUGCGCGGGCACCACAGUUACUUGGGGACGCGCCCUGGUUCGCCGCACUUCCAGCCACUCCACUUGCAGAGCAGUCCUCCGGCCCAGCUCUGGGCUGAAAAUGCCGGCCCUUCACAUCGAAGAUUUGCCAGAAAAGGAAAAGCUGAAGAUGGAAGUUGAGCAACUGCGCAAAGAAGUGAAAUUGCAGAGGCAACAGGUGUCUAAAUGUUCCGAAGAAAUAAAGAACUAUAUUGAAGAACGUUCUGGAGAGGAUCCUCUUGUGAAAGGAAUUCCAGAAGACAAGAAUCCUUUUAAAGAGAAAGGCAGCUGUAUUAUUUCAUAAAUAACUGGAGAGAAAUUUCAUCCUGAGUAGAAGAACUAGCUUGUUUUGGUUUUCUGAAAUAAAACCAAAAUUCUUUUCAAAGAAAGAAAAACAAAAUUUAAAGACUUUCUUAAACACUUCUAUUGAUAUGAUUAUGUAUAAAAACUGUUUCUCAUCUUUGCUAACUACACACCCUUUUCAAGAGGGCAGAGAGUAUCAAACAUACAAUUAUGGAAAUAAGGACAUUACUUGUGCGUGACUCACCUCUUUUCAGUGUAUUGCUUGAUGCCUUAAAUAAAGUUUUUAUCUCUGGAAA
Lynx canadensis (Canada lynx) is the source of this 647-nucleotide messenger RNA. It is a transcript of the gene GNG11, whose product is annotated as G protein subunit gamma 11. Lineage: Eukaryota; Metazoa; Chordata; Mammalia; Carnivora; Felidae. Bases 131 to 352 code for a protein of 73 amino acids. Gene Ontology annotation, cellular component: heterotrimeric G-protein complex. Gene Ontology annotation, molecular function: G-protein beta-subunit binding. The record is from RefSeq and is a predicted model, not a curated record. The transcript has 2 exons. Gene Ontology annotation, biological process: G protein-coupled receptor signaling pathway.